AGACGGUUCUUCCUAGUCACUAAUUGGUUCUUUUCAUGACUGGGUCAGUUCAUAUGUCAGCGUGCGAUCGAGUAAACGCAUCAUUUAUACCCUUCAAUUCACGAAGAGACUGAGUCUUCGCAAAAACAAACUCUUCGAUGAAAAGCAGGUAUUCGGGUUUCUUAACAGGAUCCAGCAUAUAGUUAAACUGACUUGCUUCUCUGCGGAUGAACCUCAAUAUGUCGGGCACAACAGAUAUCCACGUACUGCACAUGUCCUGCCACACAGUCAAAAUCAUCGAUGUAGUUUGGGGAAAAUCGGUUCCUUGUCUGCUGGUUAUUGGAAUAUUUCUGAAUGCAGUCUUGUGUGUUGAUAUGUACCGGUCCAAGACGUACAACUCAAGCUUGGUUAACUUUUUCGUAUUCAAACUGUCGCUGGUUGACAUCGUGUUCAGGUUGGCAACCAUUGUACCAUGGGUACUAUUGCUGGUAAGCGAUAGUACAGAAGAAUCGAAAAACCCGUGCAGGGCGCUACAGGCAAUUGACGCAAUGUGUGGGGCAGCGUUUUUUAUAACACUUGCUUUGAUCUCUUGGAACUACUACGACAAACUAAAUUUGAGAGUCACGCAGACAUUCCCUUCUCGAAAAGCCUGUUGUAUUUUCAUAAUAGUUUGGAGUUAUGCAGCAGUUAGUGCCAUUCCGAUCCUCAUUAGUGCUCGUAGCGCGAGGUACACCGAAAUCCAAGAGGUAGGGGUAAUUUUCACGGAAGAUCUUAAAAACUGCACUGUCCCCAAACUGUGUGAUUUGGAGAGAGGUCACGGGAGGGGUCAAUUCUCAUCCACCUGGUAUUUAUGUCUUGGCUUCUUAAUCCCCAUGCUGGCCACAAUAACGCUGAAUGCGAUGAUUGCGAUAAGUCUCAAGAGAGGAGCCCAAGGGAUAAGAUCGACAUCAGAGAGCCUCAUCUUGGACCAAGAGACAACUCCGCAAAGUUCCAUUUAUGAAAAAGACAAGAUGAUCCGCCAUAUGCUGAUUGUGCUCAGCCUGUUAUGUGUUAUUUUCUGGGGUCCUACAUCUGUAAUUUUCAUGUUGCGAUCAUACAACCUGUUAGGCAAUGCCUCGUCUGAUAAUGUUUUGAAACUAUUGGUUUCAUUCGAGAUUUUAAAGUUCUUUAAUUCCCUGCCCAACCCCUUCUUUUUUUGGUAUUUCAUGCCUUGCUUCCGCGACAAGUGGGGUAGUCGCUUAAAUUGCUGUAAGCCACCUAAAGGGACUGUCUCGGUUGACAAUAACUACGGAUCUACUACCUUUAUGCACGCAUUGACCAGCACUGACGCAUAGCACGCACAACACCGUGAAUUUUAAUUGACUUUGCUAGUAUUACUUUUAGUUAAUACUUUGUGAUUAGUAUUUUUAAUUAGUUCUUAGAUUUAGCUUUAAUUAUUUGUUGCUAUUUGUAAUUUAUCUUUGUAUUUAACAAUUAUUCGCCUCAGGUUCGGUGAAUA
Messenger RNA from Stylophora pistillata, 1477 nucleotides. RefSeq lists its product as uncharacterized. Lineage: Eukaryota; Metazoa; Cnidaria; Anthozoa; Scleractinia; Pocilloporidae. The record is from RefSeq and is a predicted model, not a curated record.